AUGGGCCUCGUUUGGUCAAUCUUUGUCGAGACACCAUUACAGCUAUUUCUUGAAUUUGGACGACCGACCAGACAAAUCGCCGAAGUUGAACAAAGUCUUCUCGCUCAAGCGGCCAUUAUUGCCGCUCAGGAACGUUUCGUAAUGGAUAUGGGAAGGAUGGAUAUCGAUAGUGAUAGUGAAAGUGAUGUCGAACAUUUGGCCUCAUCAAUUGAUUCGGACAAUGAAAAGAGAAGAGCCAAUGAAGAUACAGAAUCGGAUGAUUCUGAUUUCUCGAGUGAUUACGAGAUACGACCGUCAACAACCCAACCGAGACCCUUACAAAAACUCGUCUCUGGAUGCACGGCUGGGAGUUGUCCGGAGGCAUUGGGUCGACUACGACUUGAUUGUAUGACAUCAACGGGAGAAUUGAGGAAAUCGUCAAACUUGAUUAGAGCUAAACGAUUGAGGGAAUUUGGUCAAAAACCUAUCACAACUGCCGCUGAAAAGGGAAAAAUAUUAAGCAGUUUUUUGCCAAACCGUCGCAAAAUCGUGGCCAAGGUCGAGACAAAAACCUUUUGCUCACGAUAUUUUAAUGGGGAUGAUGUGAUGACGGCUAGUCAAGAUGGCUCGAUUCGUUUCUACUCGCGCAAACGGAGUUAUGAGAAUCGAUAUCAACUCAAGACACAAAUCAUGGUUCCCGCAGUCUCAUGGGCGGUGCUUGAUGUAGCGGUAAGCCCCGAUUCAACUCUUCUUGCUUAUGGGACAUGGAGAGAUGAAGUAUUUGUGACACCGUUGAGAUCCUAUUUAUCUGAUGGGUGUUUUGAUCAAGAAGGUCCGUCACCACAAUGGCAGCGGAUCAGUAUCGGAGCAGAAGAUUUAGAUAGAGGUGGAUCAGCGAUGGCACUUUUCCAAUUGAAAUUCUCGCGAGAUGGCACAGAAAUUUUGUGUGGAGCGUCGAGUUUUCAUGUUUACGCUAUAGAUGUCGAAACAAAGAAAACAACGUUAGAUCUAUUGGCUCACGAAGACGACAUCAAUGCGGUUUGCUUUGGCGCUCGAAAUCACUUGGUGUUCAGCGCGGGUGAUGAUGGGCUUUGUAAAGUUUGGGAUCGUCGAGCGAUGAACGAGUCAACACAAGCAGCCGGGGUUUUUGCCGGACAUCGUGAUGGAAUUACAUCAAUUGAUGCGAGAAGCGAUGAUAGAUACGUUAUCACAAACUCGAAAGAUCAAACAAUAAAACUAUGGGAUUUGCGGUGUUUCGCAAAGCAAAGCGGAAUUCGGCAGACGCGAACGAGUGUUCAGAGUCAGAGAUGGGAUUAUCGAUGGAAUCAAAAUCCAUCUUUUAAAGUUCAAGAACUUCUUCCAGGUGAUUGCUCGGUGAUGUCAUUUUAUGGACAUGUUGUGAGACAUACUUUGAUUCGAGCUCGUUUCUCUCCACAAAAUACCGGCUCGAGAUUCAUUUAUACUGGAUGUGCAACAGGAAAAGUUCUAGUUUACGAUAUUGUAACGGGAGAGGUUGCGACAGAGUUGCCCGGCCAUGUAGCGGUGGUGAGAGAAUGUGAUUGGAAUGAAGAAACAAAUGAAAUCACAUCAUCGUCGUGGGACGGUCAAGUAUUCUCGUGGAAAUACGAUCCUCGUUCAUCACCUAACUACAAUUCAAUGGGAAUCGAUGAAGAAAGUUGUGAUGAAUUCUAUGAGCCGCUCAUACAUAAAAAACAAAACAAAAGGAAACGAUGUAGCAAAGCCCCAACGGCACAAAAAUACUCCCCGAUUGAUCCCUAUGAUACAGACACUGGG
Messenger RNA from Mesorhabditis belari, 1773 nucleotides. The record is from the annotation of a GenBank genome assembly. NCBI's taxonomy places the organism in Eukaryota, Metazoa, Nematoda, Chromadorea, Rhabditida, Rhabditidae.